This is a messenger RNA of Closterium sp. NIES-65, 1245 nucleotides long. Lineage: Eukaryota; Viridiplantae; Streptophyta; Zygnematophyceae; Desmidiales; Closteriaceae. The record is from the annotation of a GenBank genome assembly.
AUGUGCGAUAGCAAGGACGGAGUCACACUUUUUGAUCUCACGUCUGGCGCCUCUGCUGCACCUGCUGCCGAUGCUGACAGUGUUCGCUCGCAGUGGACCACGCGCGAUGCUGCUGCCCAUCUUGCUAUUCGCAGUCACCUGCCGUCUGCUGAGCGCGCACACUUUAGCCAGUACAAGACCGCUUGGACUCUGUACGACGCUGUUGUUGCGCGCUACUCCUCCCCUGCCACUGCUGCCCUUACCCGCCUCAUGCUGCCGUACCUGUUCCCUGACCUAGCUGCUUUUGCCACAGUCGCUGACCUCAUUACGCACCUCCGCACUAGUGACACCCGCUACCGCGUUGCGCUUCCUGCCGAGGACCACUUCCUCUCCCUUUGCCCCACCACGCUCACCGUUGACCGCCUCGAGGAGCGCCUCCUUGCAGCAGAGAAGAGUAUAGUCGCUGUAGGAGCCUCUCGUGGUGACCCUCGUGCCCCCUUCUUUGAGGGGUGCUCCCCCGUCCCUCUUUUGCCCUCUGUUGCUUCUGCUGCUGCUGUCGACCUCGUUGGCACCGAUCGGGGGAUUGCUAUCUUUGAUCUUGAUUAUGAUGCUAUCCUUGCUGCUAUGUAUGCUGUGUCUAUUAGUGCUGAGGGUGACUGUUACCUGUGUAUUCCGCCCGACCCGGGCAUUGGGGCUGCUGCUCUAGGUGGUAGUGCGUCUUCUGCUCCAGGUGCUGGUGAGUCUGCUGCCCCAGGUACGGAUGAGUCUGCUCUCUCAGGUACCGCGUCGGCUCAGGCCUUGCACACUUUCACCCUUGACUCGGGUGCUUCCCGCUCCUUCUUUCGCGACUGCACCACACUCUCGCCGCUCAGUCGGCCAGUGGCAGUUUCUUUGGCUGACCCCUCUGGGGGUCCAGUCCUUGCACACUCCUCCACGGUCAUGCCGUGUCCGGCGGUCCCGUAUGGCUCUCUGUCUGGCCUCCACCUCCCCUCGUUCUCCACAAACUUGGUGAAUGGAGCUGACCUUCAGGACGCGUGGGUUGACCAGUUCACUCCUGGAGGUCAGCGGGUGACCCACUGUUCGUGUACUCGGACGGGCCGGCACCUGGCCACGUUCACCCAUCAGCCUGGGUCGAGCCUGUACACCCUGACUACUGUGUCUCCUCAGGUUGCUGAGUCUGGUCAGGUAGCUGCGUUGGGUCAGGUGUUUGCUGCAGCGUCCUGGUCUGGUCCUGAGUCUGCCCCCUACUCGUGUCGCCUCCUGUGA